Messenger RNA from Drosophila suzukii, 1351 nucleotides. RefSeq lists its product as uncharacterized. Lineage: Eukaryota; Metazoa; Arthropoda; Insecta; Diptera; Drosophilidae. The record is from RefSeq and is a predicted model, not a curated record.
GACUAGCAGAGUCUAGAGAUAUACCCAUCUUUUUUUUUGUGCCCCAGAAAACGAAUCAUCCCAAUCAUAUAUAUUCAAAAUGAUGAAGUGGACGGCAUCGGCUCAGCGCCUGAACGAGAUUCCCGUGCAGCAGGAUUCGCAUCAGGAUGCGAGUGAGACGACCCAAAGGAGGCGACUCCAGAGGAGGCAGCGCCGUCAGCGGAGGGCCACCAUAGCCAACAAGGAGAAUGUGCCCGAUACAGUGGGCUACACCUCCACGCCAAUGCCCAUUUCCAGGCGGCUCAACAGUCCAUUGGUUCUGGCCCCCCUCUCCGAUAUACGCAACGUCACCCCGGAGGCGGUGGCCAGGAGUCAGGCGGCGCCCCAACGGGUCCAGAGUGUGCGAUAUGCCACCACCUUGCCACGCUUCGCCGAGGAUUACUCGCCCAAUGGACUGCCAAGUGGCCAGCACUUGGCACUGAGGGGUCUGGCUCCCCUGGAUCCCUUUGUGGGUCAACCGCGCUACAUUGUGGGAUCGGGAGCAGCGGGUGUCAACCAGCUGAGGCAGCGCAAGCUGGAUGAUGACUUUGUGGCCACCUUGGAGCCGGAGGUCCCAGUACCGAAACCCUCCACCAAGUUGGAUGCACGCCCCAGCACUCCGCAGCCAGCUUCCACACAGAUGGGCGAUCAGACUUUGGAUCGCCUCAUCGAUGCCAUUUUGGACUCCGCCUGCAAGGCAGAUGUAAGCAGCAAGAAGAAGCCCCGGCGAUCUACCUUCAAUCUGCGCAGGCGCACCUUGGUGAAACAGCAAAUGGAGUCGAAUUGCCCCCAGGAGGUGCUGUCGCCAUCCUACGCACCUGGCGAUGAUCCAGCUGCGGAUUUGAGCUUCGGCCUGGUGCCCCUGCCCAUGCAGAAUCUGAUGGCCACUCCCGAGCCGGCCUCUCCAUUGGCCAAAAUUCCACACAACAUGCUCAUCCAACUGGCCACUCCGGCGCCCUGCGACAACACCUUUUGCCUGGAGACCCCAGUGAAGACUUUGAAGAGGGGCCGCAAGGAGAUCAUCGCCAAGGAGUCGCCCAUUAAGCGCUUCAAGGUCGACGAGCGCAAUUACUUCGAGGUGGGAUUGGCCCUGCCCUCGUCUAUAUAUGUCUAAAAGAAGGUCCUUCGACUGAGAUCCUUAAAAAAAACCACAAAGAAAGAAAGGGGAAGAGAGCGAGCAACGCUGACAAACGGGGGGAAAACGCUUAACUAUGACGCUUAUUUAGUUCCUAAGUCCUAAACUAAACUACAAUUACUGUACAUAAUUUCUGUUUAGUCUAAGUCUAUCAAUAUUUAUUUCAAUUAUUUAUAUAACUUUUUUUCGGACGCUGCU